Molecule: messenger RNA, 615 nt
Organism: Saccostrea cuccullata (small rock oyster)
Lineage: Eukaryota; Metazoa; Mollusca; Bivalvia; Ostreida; Ostreidae
Exons: 4
Coding region: 51-563 (170 amino acids)
Cellular component (GO): intracellular anatomical structure
Source: RefSeq, a predicted model, not a curated record
ACAUUUAUUACCUGAUUAUUUCAGUGACCGCUGUAACAUUUUCUCGGAAUAUGUCUGCUGAUAAAGAGAUCGAUCAACUGGUUCGCGCCCUGGGACUGACCCCUCACCCCGAGGGCGGAUUCUUCUCCGAGCAGUAUCGAACUGACAGACAAGUUACAUUUAUACAGCCUAACAAAUUUGAAGGACCUAGGGAUGGUGGCAGUUGUAUCUAUUACCUCUUAAAGUCUGGCAAAUAUGUGUCUUUCCAUUUACCCCUGUUUGAUGAGAUCUUUCUGUGGCACGCAGGUGGGCCAUCAAAGAUAUAUAAAAUAGACAAUGAAGGAAAGCUUACGGAGAGUAUUCUGGGAGAUACUUUGAAGAAUGCUGAUUAUCGUUACCAAGUAACGGUACGCCAUGACACGUGGUACGCAGUGGAGCCAAUGGAAGGAACACAGUAUACUUUCUUUGGAGCUGUGGUCAUUCCAGGAUGGGAUUUAAAAGACUGGGCUCAAGGGAAGAGGACAGAUAUGCUUCAGAAAUUCCCACAACAUGGAGAGCUAAUCCAGAGAUUGUGUAAAGAGUAGUCUGUGAUCAACCCUGGAGAAUCUAACCCUGUUUUGUGAUAUACAGGCAGAA